AUGAAGCUCCAACACUCUCUCAAGGCCACUCUACUUGGCGCUUCGCCAGCUCUCGCCUAUCCCCAAGCCAGAGCUACCGCUGACUUCAACUCAAAAUGUGCUGAUCUAGCCUCCAGUCUUGAGGUUGAAGGUGGUAUCGUCACCACUGCCGAGUUUGUCGCUGCUGGUACCAACUUUACCAUACCCGUUUACGACCCAACAUGUGGCGGCGAUGGAGCAGCAAGUCAAGUUGUUGGAGCCGACCUGUGCCGUGUCGCACUCUACGUUUCCACUUCUGAGCGAUCAGGAUUCAACAUGGAAGCCUGGCUGCCAUCCAACUGGACAGGCCGAUUUGUCGCCCAUGGUAACGGCGGUUUGAAUGGAUGCAUCAGUUAUAGAGACUUGGCCUACACAUCCCAGCUAGGUUUCGCCGCCAUUGGAACCAACAACGGUCACAACGGAACCAGUGGCUUGCCCUUCUACAACAACCCAGACGUUGUUGAAGACUUUGCCUACCGAUCUCUACGCAAUGGCGCUACCGUCGGCAAGCAAAUCGUUGGCGACUUUUACGGCAAGCCACAAGACAAGUCCUACUAUCUUGGAUGCUCAACUGGUGGACGACAAGGCUUCAAGAUGGCCCAAGAUUUUGCAGAUGAAUGGGAUGGUAUCCUUGCCGGAGCCCCUGCAUUCUCCUUCAACAAUCUUACUUCGUGGUCCGGUCACUUCUACACGCUCACUGGCCCACGCGGCUCCCCAACUUGGGUCUCGGAGGCAAAGUGGGCGCAGGUUCAUGCUGACGUCUUGGCCCAAUGUGACAAGAUCGACAACCUCGAAGAUGGCAUUCUCGAAGACCCGCUGCUUUGCAAGUAUGAUCCCUCGGGUCUGGCUUGUGAACAAGGCAACAACUCUACCACCUGCCUGACGCCCGAUGAGCUCGCGACAGUUACCGCUGUCUACUCGCCACUUACCAACGACCAAGGCGAUUUGGUUUACCCGCGCCUGCAGCCCGGAGCCGAGAUCCUCGCCUCUUUCGUGCUCUUUGGCGGUAACCCCUUCCCUUACACUACUGAUUGGUUCCGCUAUGCUAUCUACAACGACCCCACUUGGGACCCUGCCACUUUGGGCUCAGACGACUACAACAAUGCUGCACGCAUCAACCCCUUUAAUAUCGAAACAUUCAAGGGCGACCUUAGCAACGCACAGAAGAGUGGUACCAAGAUCCUACACUGGCACGGCACCAGCGACUACAUCAUCUCUAGCGAUAACAGCGCGAGGUACUACAACCAUGUCAGCUCUACCAUGGGCCUGCCACCCAAGAAACUCGAUGAGUUCUACCGCUACUUCCAUGUCAGUGGUACCGGCCACUGCAGUGGAGGAGAUGGUGCCCAUGCCAUUGGUCAACAACUCGGCGAAGUCAAUGGCUACGACCCUGAACACAAUGUUCUCAUGGCCUUGGUACAGUGGGUAGAACAAGGCAAAGCACCCGAAGCCCUUGUCGGUACCAAAUUCGUCAACGACACCGCCUCUCUCGGCGUUGAUUUCGAGCGCGCGCAUUGCAAGUUCCCCAAGAGCAACCAAUACAAGGGCAAGGGAGACCCCAAGCUCGCCAAGAACUGGAAGUGCGUUGACCUCAGGCAGUUCAACUAA
Messenger RNA from Bipolaris victoriae FI3, 1626 nucleotides. RefSeq lists its product as hypothetical. The record is from RefSeq and is a predicted model, not a curated record. The transcript has 2 exons. Bases 1 to 1626 code for a protein of 541 amino acids. Lineage: Eukaryota; Fungi; Ascomycota; Dothideomycetes; Pleosporales; Pleosporaceae.